AGCAUUGAGAACUGUGCUUCAAUCUUGUGUUGCUCUGCUCUAUACUUUGUUUUUCUAUAAACAUUAGCAAGAAAAUGCUUUGCUUUCGAACUUUGCUUCUCCUCCCUCAUUGUUUCAACAUCUUUGGAGCUUUCUCUCUAAACGGUAUACGAUUUUCCUCGAAAACCAGUGGUUUCUAGGGGGACCCACGUUGAUUUUUCUCAUGAUUUUUGCAUCUGCAUUGGUGGGGUUGUGUCCUCCGUUCCUUUGGUCUCCUGGGUCUGUAUUUUUUCACUCUCAUCUGAACUACCCCAUGAGCCCAAAACCUUCGAUUCUUGUUCAUGAAUGAGAAAGUCGAAGACCCUUGUGAAUUAAUGACAAGAGUGCUCUACUGGAUUCAAGCCAAGGCUCUUCACUCUGGCAUCCCCUGUUUCUGCUCUGCCUCAAGUUUGUUCUAAUCUUCCUUUCUUUUCUUUUUCCCCCCUGAGAUUAUCCAUGAAGCCUUUCACCGCCAUUUUUCACACCACUUUAGUUCUCUUCAUCCUCUGUUUGGGAGUGUAUUGUGAUGGUGAUGGAGACACAGAAAUGGCUCCUAUGGUGGCUCCUAUGGAGAAAACAGAGCAAGAAGCGCUGUACUCUACUAUUCAGGGGUUCGUGGGUACGUGGUGGAAUGGCUCAGAUCUCUACCCAGACCCGUGCGGGUGGACUCCUAUACAGGGAGUCUCUUGUGAUCUCUAUGAUGGUUUCUGGUAUGUCACUGCCUUAAACAUUGGACCUGUUCAAGACAACUCUCUUGAUUGUGCCCAUAAUGUGGAAUUUAAACUGCAUUUGUUCGAGCUUAAGCGCCUGAAAACCCUGUCCUUCUUGAAUUGCUUCAUCUCACCCCGGAAACAUCCUGUGACCAUUCCUGCAAAUAUUUGGUAUAAACUUGCUGGCAGCUUAGAAUCACUAGAGUUCAGGUCCAAUCCGGGUCUUGUUGGGCAAGUCCCUACUGGUUUUGGAGACCUUAGGAAGCUCCAAUCUCUAGUGCUAUUAGAAAAUGGAUUAAGUGGAAAUUUACCAACAAGUAUUGGGAACUUAGUCAUCUUGAGGCGGCUAGUCAUUGCUGGAAACCGGUUUACAGGUCAUAUCCCUGAUAAUUUUGGUGGAUUGGGUGAACUUUUGAUCUUAGAUUUAAGCAGGAAUUCUCUUUCUGGGCCUUUACCCACGAGUUUUGGAGGUUUGAGUUCACUCUUGAAGCUUGAUUUGAGUAACAACCAAUUGGAGGGGGAGCUGCCUAGUGAACUUGGAAAUAUGAAGAAUUUAACUCUGUUGGACCUCAGAAACAACAAAUUUUCAGGUGGGUUGACGCAGUCACUUCAAGAGAUGGCUUCCUUAGAAGAUAUGGCCCUAUCCAACAACCCAAUAGGGGGAGACCUCUUGAGCUUAGAAUGGCAAAAUCUACAGAACUUGGUCAUUUUGGAUCUCUCCAACACGGGUUUGACAGGAGAGGUUCCAGAGUCACUGGCAGAAUUGAAGGGUCUGAGGUUUCUAGGUCUUAAUGACAACAAUCUCACGGGCAAUCCAUCACCAAAGCUUGCAGCUCUGCCUAGUGUUACCGCGCUCUACCUAAAUGGAAACAAUCUGACAGGGGAGCUUAAAUUCUCUGGAUGGUUUUAUGGGAAAAUGGAGAGGCGAUUUGGGGCCUGGAACAACCCAAAUCUUUGUUAUCCAGUUGAGUUAAUGUCAUCAAGUCAUGUUCCUUUUGGAGUAAAGCCAUGCGACCAGGAGGUCACAUAUCUUGAACCUGAUACAAGGACCAAGUUGGGUAAUGAGAAUGGGAAUGCGGAUCAGAAUUUCCAUUUCAUGGCCUCUUUGGGAUUCUCAAGCCAUUCUAUUGAUGGGCUUUGGUGGGUUUUUCUGGCUGAGAUAUCAACCAUGAUUCUACUCUGGAAUUUUUUCUCAUAGGAUUUGUUUACUACUAGCCUGCAGGAUAACCCUUUUUUGAUGUAACAAUAACAUAAACAUCCUUUUAGUUUCCCUUGUGACCGAAAAUGAAAGAACCUUAUGUGGUUGUUCAUUCCCAUUUCCUUUUGAGUUUAUGCUCGUGUAAAUAUUAAACUUAAUCCUAGUCUUCUGCAAUUCUACCAUUUCCCAUUUUAUCUUCUGGUAAACUCACAAUGAAGUAAGGAUGUGUGGUGAUAUUAUUUUUAUA
Vitis riparia (riverbank grape) is the source of this 2173-nucleotide messenger RNA. Its product is annotated as piriformospora indica-insensitive protein 2-like. The coding region runs from base 475 to 1926 and encodes 483 amino acids. The transcript has 2 exons. The record is from RefSeq and is a predicted model, not a curated record. Gene Ontology annotation, molecular function: protein binding. Lineage: Eukaryota; Viridiplantae; Streptophyta; Magnoliopsida; Vitales; Vitaceae.